AUGACUGAGGUUAUCGCUCCGCUAGGCUUUACGGAGCCUCUGCCGGUGCGGUUGAAGUUCCAUGCGAACGACAGAACCGGAGAUGUGCUGAACACUGUCCCCCGUGACGCAAGGAUCGAGGAUGCCAGAAGUCGAAGCAAGCCGCCGUCACUCGACGUCGAAGGGUUCACGCUCAUCACACACCAGAGCAAGGUGCAGAACUUCCGUGAUACAGAGGAGGUUGAGCGCGUCUACGGCGAGGAAAUCCGCCAGCUCCUUUUGGAGCUGACUGGAGCGGAUGGAGUGGAGAUCAGAGGUGCAGCCGUGCUUCGGUUUGGCGAACGCUCACAGGACAGCGGCGCACACAACAAUUCGCGUCCCGGUCGCUUCGUUCAUAUAGACGCGAGCGACGCCGCCGCCGGCUUCUUCAACUCUCAGUUAGCAGUGCCAGAGGGUAGACGCCUCAAGCGCGCUGUGCAAUACAACGUCUGGCGUUCGAUCACGCCGCCCCCACAGGACGUGCCACUGGCGGUUUGUGAAGCAGGCUCAAUCGACCCGAAGGACUUCGUCUUCGCCGAUGCUUUAUUCGACACCGAUGGCGAGAUCCUCAUGUCGUUUGAGUCCGUGUUGUUACAAUACAACCCCAUGCAGCGCUGGGUUUUCUUCGCCAACAUGCGUCCAGACGAGGCACUAAUCUUCAAGACCAAUGAUACUCAGCCUGGUACCGCACACCAUGUUCCGCAUGGCGCCUUCGACGACCCGAAUUGUCCACCCGACACGCUGCCGCGCGCUAGCGUUGAGAUGCGCGCCACCGCUUUUUGGUACGAAUGA
Phaeoacremonium minimum UCRPA7 is the source of this 810-nucleotide messenger RNA. RefSeq lists its product as hypothetical. Bases 1 to 810 code for a protein of 269 amino acids. Lineage: Eukaryota; Fungi; Ascomycota; Sordariomycetes; Togniniales; Togniniaceae. The record is from RefSeq and is a predicted model, not a curated record. Gene Ontology annotation, molecular function: oxidoreductase activity. The transcript has a single exon.